CCAAUAAGCGAUUACCCUGGUGGAGGACGGAACGAAGGCAAGGGAAGUCCAGCGACGACGAACACGAUGCCGCCCCACCGUGCCGGAGGGGCCGCAGGCGGCGGUGACACGAGCGCGUUCUUCGCGGCGACGCUAGUGCUCUGGGCUGUGUCUGUGGGGUUCGAGAUCGGCGUCCGGGGGCGACGCGAGCUGGCGCCCGUGGCCGCCGGCUUCGCCUUCUUCCAGGCCGCCAACGCCGCGGUCCGCGGCUCGGUCUCACGCGACCCGCUCUUCGUCAACACCGCCGUAUCGCUCCUCCACUCCUCCCUCACAUCCGUCUCCGUUAUCUUUGUUCUUGUCAAUCAAUGGCGUAAUAAGGGCCUUGAGAACAUGUUUGAGCAUGAAGAACUAUUUGGUGGCAGUUGGAUUGGAGCAUAUUCUGCUUUGUGCUUUUCUUGUGGCUACUUUGCAUAUGACCAACUGGACAUGCUCCGUUACCGGCUGUACAAUGGAUGGAUUCCUGGAAUUCUCAUGCAUCACUUGAUCCUACUCAUUUGCUUUACACUAGCUCUGUAUAGGAAUGUCACAAUCAACUACCUAAUUCUCUCCCUUGUAUGCGAGCUGCACUCCAUAUUUUUGCAUGUAAGGAAAGUGAGGCGAAUGGUUGGAUUUCGAGAUUUCGACAGAACAAUGGUGAAGCUGGAAUGGUUACUCAACUGGACUACCUUUGUGACAGCAAGGGUGAUAUGUCAUAUCUUGAUAACUUACAAGCUCGUCGCUGAUGCUCACAAAUUUGGGAAGGGCAUUGAGCUUCCACUAGCUCUUCUUGGUAUGGCAGGAAUGAAUCUGCUCAACAUAUUUCUAGGGCUUGAUCUACUUAAAGCAUUCACACGAGAAAGAAACCAGCAGAGCCAUCAGGAUUGAAUGUGCUUUUCUUGAUGGUGGUGUACUCAAAAUUUUGAGAAGGCUGUAGUUCCGUUCAAGUAGGGCAGAGAGAUAUGUUUAAGUCUUAAUUAGCAACUACACUGGAGGCAAUUUUUGUAUGCAUUCUUUAUGUAUACCAAAAUGUACUAAUGCUAAGAUCUCUACCAGAAAGGGUUGUUGCUAGUAUUUUCAUCCAUGUAGGUAUAAUAUUCAUUAGCAGAAUGCAGGCGGGUACCUGGAUGCAGGAUUUACAUACAUAUUGCAAUUAGAAAGAAGUGUGUCAAAACCUUUGGUCUCAACUCCCUAACCUCAUGUAAAGUAAACCCGAAAGCAAAACCUUGUGGAUUGGCCCUGUGAGGCUACAAUGCUCUUAUUUAUCUUUUUAAUAGUUGAUAAUUUCUUGCUGCAAAGCAAA
Zea mays is the source of this 1318-nucleotide messenger RNA. Its product is annotated as TRAM LAG1 and CLN8 (TLC) lipid-sensing domain containing protein. The transcript has 3 exons. The coding region runs from base 67 to 903 and encodes 278 amino acids. The record is from RefSeq and is marked predicted. NCBI's taxonomy places the organism in Eukaryota, Viridiplantae, Streptophyta, Magnoliopsida, Poales, Poaceae. Gene Ontology annotation, biological process: phospholipid homeostasis; regulation of membrane lipid distribution; membrane assembly. Gene Ontology annotation, cellular component: plasma membrane.